AUGUUCUUCGGUAGGCUUCUCGGCCUCGGUGCCGCGUACGUGGCCCUGGUCCGAGCCGUUGACCUCACGGGUUACGAGUACGUUGUCGUCGGUUCUGGUCCUGGUGGUGGUCCUCUUGCCGCACGCCUGGCGUUGGCCGGGCACAAGACCUUGCUCAUUGAAGCCGGCGACGACCAAGGGGCAAACAUCAACUACACGGUGCCCGCAUACCACGCCCGCGUCUCCGAGGAUGAGCAUUUGUCAUGGAACUUCUUUGUCCGCCACUACGCCGAUGAUGCUCGACAAGCGCGCGACUGGAAGACCAGCUACGACACACCCGACGGUGGCGUCUACACGGGCCUCAACCCGCCUCCUGGGUCGAAGAUGAAAGGCGUGCUUUAUCCUCGCACAGGCUCGAUGGGCGGCUGCAGUAGCCACAAUGCAAUGGUUAGCGUCUAUCCGCAGCGGUCCGACUUCGAGUAUAUGGCUACCCUGACCGGGGACAGUUCGUGGUCGCCCGACAACAUGCGCAAGUACUUCCAGCGGCUGGAGAAGAAGCAGUAUCUCCCCGGCCUGCCCAAGGGCCACGGCAAGGACGGCUGGCUCACCACGGAGUUGACCCCCCUUACCGUCCCGCUCAAGGACCCGCAACUCCUCGCUACCAUCACCGGCGGCGCCUUUGCCCUCGGUGAUCUCACCAACCAAGUCAUCAACAUCGGCACGCUGCUGGCGGGCGACCUCAACGCCGACAGCGAGCGUCGCGACCACAACCCACACUACUACCAGAUCCCCAUCGCCACCAACAACGGCGCCCGCACCGGCGCCCGCGAGUUCAUCGUCUCGGUCCGCGACGCCCGCAACAAGGACGGCAGCAAGAAGUAUCCGCUGGACGUCCGGCUCAACUGCCACGUCACGCGCGUCGUGUUCGACACCACGGUGUCCCCGCCGCGCGCCACGGGGGUCGAGUUCCUCGACGGCGCCCACCUCUACCGCGCCAGCCCGCUCAGCCGAUCCGCGCGGGCCGGCACCCCGGGGUCAGCCACGGCCUCGCGCGAGGUCAUCGUCUCGGGCGGCACCUACAACUCCCCGCAGAUCCUCCAGCUCUCGGGGGUCGGCCCGGCCGCCGAGCUCGCCCGCUUCGGCAUCCCCCUCGUGGCCGACCUCCCCGGCGUCGGCACCAACCUCCAAGACCACUACGAGACCGCCGUGACUGCCAAGGUCCCCAAGGACUGGCCCGCGCUGAAGGGGUGCACCUUCCAGUUCAACAACACCCACGACGCCUGCCUCGACCGCUGGCAGAACCCCGUGCUUGGCGACCGCGGCACGUACGCGUCGGCGGGCCUCUCCGUGGCCAUGCUCCACAAGUCGAGCGCCAGCGCGGACGGCAGCUUCGACACCUUCGUCUUCGGCGGGCCCGUCAACUUCGCGGGCUAUUACCCAGGCUACAGCUACGAUGCCAGUGCUGAGCAUAAUUGGUGGACAUGGGCUGUCCUCAAAUCACACCCCCGCAAUACUGCUGGCAGCGUGACGCUGCGAUCGGCCGAUCCACUCGACCCGCCCGACGUGCUGUACAACUACUUCGACACGGGCAGCGGGGACGCCGGCGCGGACCUGCAGGCCAUGUACGAGGCGAUCGAGCUGGCGCGGCGGGCGCUGCGCCGCCAGCCGGUGCGCACCAACGAGGUGCUGCCGGGGGCCGAGUUCAACACGCAGGAGGAGGUCGAGCAGUAUGUCAAGGAUGGCGCGUGGGGCCACCAUGCCAGCUCGACGUGCCCGAUUGGGGUAGAUGGGGAUCCGAUGGCCGUGUUGGACAGCCAGUUCCGCGUGCGUGGGGUGCAGGGGCUGAGGGUGGUGGAUGCGUCUGUGUUUCCGAGGAUUCCGGGGACUUUCACGGCUGUGUCGACGUACAUGGUGGCUGAGAAGGCGGCGGAUGAUAUCUUGAGCGCGGUGUGA
Molecule: messenger RNA, 1932 nt
Organism: Chaetomium globosum CBS 148.51
Lineage: Eukaryota; Fungi; Ascomycota; Sordariomycetes; Sordariales; Chaetomiaceae
Exons: 1
Coding region: 1-1932 (643 amino acids)
Molecular function (GO): oxidoreductase activity, acting on CH-OH group of donors; flavin adenine dinucleotide binding
Source: RefSeq, a predicted model, not a curated record